GAGUUCCGCCCCAGCUCCUUAGCCUGCGUUUGCCAGCUCGGCCUUCACGCCCACACAGCGCUUGGGUCUCCGUCCCUUGCCAGGCACUGCUGAGCUUCCCAGGGCAGGUUCCAGGCUCCUCUGACCUGCGGGCCUCCAGGAUGCAGGCCCCGCACAAGGAGCACCUGUACAAACUCCUGGUGAUCGGUGACCUGGGUGUGGGCAAGACCAGCAUCAUCAAGCGCUACGUGCACCAGAAUUUCUCCUCGCACUACCGGGCCACUAUUGGUGUGGAUUUCGCGCUGAAGGUGCUCCACUGGGACCCUGAGACCGUGGUGCGCCUGCAGCUCUGGGACAUAGCAGGUCAAGAAAGAUUUGGAAACAUGACAAGAGUCUAUUAUCGAGAAGCUAUGGGAGCAUUUAUUGUCUUCGAUGUCACCAGGCCAGCCACAUUUGAAGCAGUGGCAAAGUGGAAAAAUGAUUUGGACUCAAAAUUAACUCUCCCUAAUGGUAAGCCAGUGUCAGUGGUUUUGUUGGCCAACAAAUGUGACCAGGGAAAGGAUGUGCUCGUGAAUAAUGGACUCAAGAUGGACCAGUUCUGCAAGGAGCAUGGUUUCGUAGGAUGGUUUGAAACAUCAGCCAAGGAGAAUAUAAACAUCGAUGAAGCUUCAAGAUGCCUGGUCAAGCACAUACUUGCGAACGAGUGUGACCUCAUAGAGUCCAUAGAACCGGACAUUGUGAAGCCCCACCUCACAUCACCUAAGGUUGCCAGCUGCUCUGGCUGUGCCAAAUCCUAGAAAGCUCCUCUGCUGGCAUAUCACAGAAAGAACCCUGUGGCCUUCAUGAAUUGUUCUUCAGGUUUUCUUUAUGACCAUGUUGGGUAAGCGUCAUGGUAGGGAAGCCCAUGUGACAAGCCAAAGGUGUAUGACGGUAUGUGUCCUGUCAGAGAGCAGCAGCAAAUGUUCUUUAUAUGUUUCCCCCGCUGUCAGCACAGUGUUUACAAGCUUUUAAAAUAUUAGUCUGUGGCAAAAUGCUGUUUUAGCACUGAGCAAAGUCACUCAGGGACACAGCCAGCCCUGAUAUUUAUUCCUUUAAAUCAGCAGAAGCUUCUGGGCUUCUUGAGAAGGGGAAUAAGAGAGCAAGGAGGAGGUCAAGCGAAGAGUGGAGAUUUGCCUUGCCCUGGUGGGUCUUUGUGCAGGUUUCAAUUUGUGUCUGGGCUGUCCAAUAGGUGUAUUAAAUAGAAACGGUAUUUUCUCCAUUCACUGCAGACCUAAGGGUUGCCUGUGAUGUUGCUCUUUAGAGCCGUCUGCACCGGCACCCUGUGCUUUGGCUGCCUUCAUUGUCACUUGCUGUGCCCUGAAUGCUGGUUUAACUGAAAACUGUAUGGAAGGAUCUUGCUCCCUGUGUGUGCCUUUCUUUUAGCUUCCUCUGACUGUAGCUGCGGGACUCCUCUGUACAUGUAAGAUAUAUUAUAUAUAUUUUUCACAAGUGAAAAAUAAAACAUUAAAGAUGCUGUUUCCCUAUUCCUGAUGCUGCCUUCAAGUUCUUUCUUAGUACUGUGUCAUUUUCAAUUGUGUUUUGUUUUGUUUUGACAAUACAACCAUGUUUCUCAAAAUCCAUUUCUACAGUUGAUUUUUGAAAGGAGGUAAGGAAUUGGGAGGAGUUC
Acomys russatus (golden spiny mouse) is the source of this 1645-nucleotide messenger RNA. It is a transcript of the gene Rab38, whose product is annotated as RAB38, member RAS oncogene family. NCBI's taxonomy places the organism in Eukaryota, Metazoa, Chordata, Mammalia, Rodentia, Muridae. Gene Ontology annotation, molecular function: GTPase activity; GTP binding. The transcript has 3 exons. The record is from RefSeq and is a predicted model, not a curated record. Gene Ontology annotation, cellular component: vesicle; trans-Golgi network; Golgi apparatus. Gene Ontology annotation, biological process: vesicle-mediated transport. The coding region runs from base 141 to 776 and encodes 211 amino acids.